AUGACAAGUUUUUCCUGUAGUGCAAAACGAAUUUGUCAUGCUGCUCUUCCUACAAAGUUACACUUACUCUGUUUUUUUGCUGGAUAUGGAAUUCAUCAAGACCAUUGCCGCGGAGAAGGCGAAGGAGGUGGUCGUGGAGGUGGAGAGAACCAAAAACAAAAACAAAAGUUCUUUCCCCAACAAAUUCAACUCGACAAAGAACCAACAAAACACGACCAGAGACGAAAUCAGAAUCCUGAUGCUGACCGGCGUCGUGCAGGCAGCGACUUUGAACGAAAGCAGCGAAUUCAGGAAACAGAUCAAGCAGAUCCAGGAGGAAAGCGCCCGGUCUACUUCAGCGCGGUUGGUUGUAAAAGUGUAUUUGUUCACCCUUCGGGUUUCGGAGAACCAGUACAAGGGGCGGGGUGGGACUGAUACGGGGAACCGCCUGUUCAACACGGAGGUGUAAAGCAAAAAUAUUUUUGUCUUGUACUAACUCUAACUAGAAAAAUCAACAUGUUUUCGCGCAUUCUUGUUCAGGCUUUGAUGUGCGGAAACCGACGUAUCCUGUGGAGCAAUUUCUACUUCUCUUUGAACAAACGUAUCUAUACUUACACAAGAGAUUAAUUUUCAUGCUUUCACAUACUACAAGUACACCUAGGUACCAUCGAAGUACAGUACGGUGCACUACUAUGCAUGUGAAGAAAUAACUUGUUUUUCUUUCAACUCUUGUUUGUCUUUUGUAAGAUUCUCAUUCGUAUAAAAAUGAAUCAAAAUGCAAAGAUUAUGUCUGUUGCAGACCUCAUUCUUGGCACUACAACUACUGUUUCAUUUAAUAAUCUCGAGCGAUUUCAAGACCAAGGCAAGAAGAAGAAGAAGAAGCUAUUUUGAAACACGUCGUGCGUGUAGUAGUGCUAGUGUCUGCCACUGAAUAUUACAAAUACAUCCUUUAUUCCCAACGUAGCAGUCGGCAUUCUUGAGAAGGUUUUUACCUGUGCCGUCGAAAGAGGACCAAAAAUGCACUACAUACCAGCUUUCAAAGACGAUUAACGUACUUAGGGUUACUUCCUCGCUAUCCGUAUUUUUAGGCCCACCACGCAGGGUUCUUCGCAAGUGUUGCGCGCGGC
Amoebophrya sp. A120 is the source of this 1106-nucleotide messenger RNA. The record is from the annotation of a GenBank genome assembly. NCBI's taxonomy places the organism in Eukaryota, Dinophyceae, Syndiniales, Amoebophryaceae.